This is a messenger RNA of Emericellopsis atlantica, 948 nucleotides long. Its product is annotated as CAP domain-containing protein. The transcript is spliced from 2 exons. NCBI's taxonomy places the organism in Eukaryota, Fungi, Ascomycota, Sordariomycetes, Hypocreales, Bionectriaceae. The record is from RefSeq and is a predicted model, not a curated record. Bases 1 to 948 code for a protein of 315 amino acids. Gene Ontology annotation, cellular component: extracellular region.
AUGAAGGCUUCCAUGUUUCUUGCCGCCACUGGCGCUGCGCUGGCCGUGGCUAGCCCCAUCCGUGUGCCCCUGGACAAGCGCGCCAUGGAGACCGACUGGGUCGUCGAGGUUGUCACUGUCACUGUCACCGCGGGCCAAGAGCCCGCUGGCGUCUUUUACGAGGUGCCCACGUCAACAACGUCCGUCGAGGUCGUUGAGCCCACGGUCGUGCCUCAGGAGAAGACCCAAUCUCUUCCCAAGAAGAAGCCCCAGCCUGAGGCCCCGGCACCGGUCAUCACAACUGUCGUCGUGCCCCAGCCCAGUGCCGAGCCCCAGCCUGAGCCUGAGCCUCAACCCGAGACGACCACCGCUGCUCCUGAGCCUGCCCCUGAGCCCGAGACCACCACUGCCGAGCCCGAGCCUACUACUGCGCCCGCGCCCGAGGAGCCAUCCACGGACAGCUACGAGGGUGUGAUGCUCAAGCAGCACAACGUCCACCGCAGCAACCACUCGGCGCCUGCCCUCUCGUGGGACUCGACUCUGGCCGGCUACGCCAAGACCAUUGCCGAGGGCUGCGUCUUUGCGCAUGACAUGAACCAGGGCUCCGGUGGCUACGGCCAGAACCUGGCCUCGUGGGGCACCACGGAUAGCAUGGACGGCCUCAAGAACAAGAUGGCGGCCAGUGCCGUCACCGAGCAGUGGUACAAUGGCGAAGUGAACGCCUGGACAUUCUACGGCAUGGACAACCCUCCCUCGAACUCGCCUCUCACCGCAUGGGGCCACUUCACCCAGGUCGUCUGGAAGUCGACCACCAAGGUUGGCUGCUACACGGCGAGCUGCCCCGCCGGUACUGUCCUGCAAUACCCAUCGUUGUACACUGUCUGCAACUACGACCCCCCUGGCAACUACGGUGGCGAAUACGCUGACAACGUUCUCAAGCCCCUGGGCAUGGCCACCACCAAUGUCUAA